Messenger RNA from Hymenoscyphus albidus, 2749 nucleotides. The record is from the annotation of a GenBank genome assembly. Lineage: Eukaryota; Fungi; Ascomycota; Leotiomycetes; Helotiales; Helotiaceae.
CAGAGCUAACCUCAACCUCAAUUGCAGGCUGAGGGCAUUCACUAACCAUCCACUCCUUCCAUCACACCACUCUCAUCCCUUUACCUCACCUGCGUAUCCUUAUACCUUCCUUCCUUCCACCGACCUCCCUGCACCUGUGCGCCAACACACCCCAAUCGUACCUACCUCCCCUAGAAUACAAACACACUACUUCUGUUUGUUCCAGCGGAUACCCACGUUCAUCCCCAUUAUCCCCAUACAAGCAGGCAGCCGCAACCGACUACACAAGCAGAUAUCCAUCACAUGAUACUGCUGAGGCAGGAGCGAUGGCAAACACGAUGACAGAACGCAGUGCGCCUUCACCAUCGCCUUUGUCGGUAGAUGAUGGCCUCUCCAUAGAUGACCGAAAUGCCACGCAGCCUUCAUCCCCCAUAAGAGCCGACCCACGAACCUCUCUACAUCAUGUACUAGACAAUUCAGAAUCACGCCAGAAUACUCCCAACGCAUCGAAACGGACCGCCGAUUUGACUGAAGACGACGAGGCUGGUACACCACGAAACGUCAAGCAGGAGACUCCAUCGGCCACUACAGCCACGGGAGGGAGGAAGAAGAAGGACGCUGCUGCUGGGGGUACCCCAAUGAAUACCUCAAUUUACAGUGGGAAUAAGGUGCGCCAUCUGAAGAAGGAUGAUGGGGAACCAUUAUGGCGAAAGGAUAUACAAUACGAUUUCCUGAAGGCGAUUUUCGAUGACGAUCGAGCCGUUUUCACCAAUACUUAUGAGCCCACCACGAUUGGCAAGCAGACUUUCGCCAAUCUCUAUAUUGAUGCGAUGGCGAGGAGUAGCAAGACGAGUCAGAUUCUGAGGGGUAAGCUUCUGACGGAACAUGAGCCUGCGAAGAACAUGGCAAUGGUCUGCUUGCUUGUCAAUCUGGGCAGAAUGAAUACUACUUUAAAUUGUAAGACGGUCCCCUACGAGAUAUUCAAUUAAGCGGAUGCUGAUCAGAUAGUCUUCCCUGAAAUGCGAGCCCAGCUACGUACAUACCACGCCAUUCCCUCUCUACAAGCGCACCAGGAUCCGAACUCCUAUAAACAGCUUCAAGAUGCGCCUCGAUUAAAAUCAAUUCUCAAAGGCGCCUCCGAAGACCGACCAGAACCCAACUCGUUAGACAAGAUCAAGAGUAAGGAUGUGCCCAGGACGAAUCCCGUCAACCUCAUAUUUGUACUGGCACAGUUCGCGCCGAAAGUAACGGAGCUUCAUUUCCCGCCCCCUCGCGACUUCUACGAUUUGAUAAUGCGAACAAGUCUGUCGAGUAAAUCGAGAGCAGAUGCUUUUCUCUGGUUGAUGUGGUUCUACCUCGAAUCUGAUUUCACGGAGGAAGGCGCUGAAGAAAACCCUUUUGGUGCAGGUGUGGAUUAUGGUGUGGAUGUCAGAAAUCAAGGUGUACCGCAAUUUGUCAUCUUGACGGAGGAGCAAGAAAAGAUGGAGAAUGUUGAUACCCCGGAAGAAGUCGAAUACGGACAGAACAAGAUGCGAGAGAGAAAACGAAUUAUUGAAGCAGAUCAAGCUGCAUUUCAAGCCGAGCAAGGCCCGCCGAAGCGAGGCCCAAAACCGAAACUUCAUCUCCCCCCUGACGAUGGAGGACCAAGUCCCGCUGCAACAUUAUUGGGAAGACGAGCAGGUUUGGGAGCUGACCAUACUGGCAGUCCAAUUAGCCGAAUUCGUCCCAAGUAUGAAUCUGAUCUUGACAGCACUCGUUCUACGCCACCACCUCGAGCUCUUGGUGGUAGACUCGGUGGUCUCACUUCCGGUAGGGGUAGGGCUAGAGGAGGUAUGGCUCAUCAGUUUGUUGAAGGGUCUUCGCCUGUUCCUCAUGGCGAUGGACCAGUUCAUAUCAGACGCUCUCGUCCUCUUACAGCACACCAGUUAGCCGUGGAACGGAAUCGAAACCAGCGAGUUGAUUACAUCCUAAGCAGAGGAUUAAGGAAAAAGCACCAUCAUUCUCGAAAGAUUCGAAAGCAAGAAGGCGCAUUCUUCCGAGCCUUGAGACGGAGCAAAGAAAUCACAGAUCCUUACGAGGAUAGUGAAGGGGAGGAGUCUCUCGCCAAGGAUCCGCUCAUGUUCAGAGAACGUGGAUUUGGUGGUCUCGUCCAACUGAGAAGCGAGGAAGACGAUUUCGGUGAGGAAAUGUCAGCUUAUGCCGCAGCAUUUCGACGAGCUGCACGCCGCUUGGACCGAUGGGAAAGCCAGAAAGAGUUGAACCUGGGAGUCAUGGGCACCAACAGAGUCUUGCAUAACCGAACUUCCAGUGGGCUUGAAGAUGUUCGCGACAAUGACGAGACAGAAGAUGAAGCGCCUCGUGAAUCAACCAAGGAUAGACGCAACGAUCACAAGCAAAGCAUGGACGAAAAUCUUGAUGACUUGGACAAGGAAAUUCUGGCUCUUGGCAGCGAAGCUGGUGGCGAUGAAGAAGACAACGACAUGCUUGACGACCUUGACAAAGCACUGUUAGGAAUCGAUGGAGGAGGAGCGGGUGGGGAUGAGACGGAGUCGGAUCACGAUCACGUUAUGGACGAUGUCGAUGGGGACCAAGAUGAUAGUGGUAUGGAAUCUGAGGCUGAUGUGUCGAGAAUUUCCUGAAAGACUUUAGUUUAAUGCUUGAUGGAGGAGAGGUUGGAGUUGAUAUUGCGGGAGGGGAGGGGUUUUCUGAUCAUCAUGUUGUAUCACUAGGGACUGGUACUGGAGUUGAAAAGGGAUUGAUUGGGUCUUAG